This is a messenger RNA of Solanum stenotomum, 851 nucleotides long. Its product is annotated as cyclin-dependent kinase inhibitor 1-like. Gene Ontology annotation, biological process: negative regulation of cyclin-dependent protein serine/threonine kinase activity. The transcript has 4 exons. Bases 137 to 613 code for a protein of 158 amino acids. The record is from RefSeq and is a predicted model, not a curated record. Gene Ontology annotation, molecular function: cyclin-dependent protein serine/threonine kinase inhibitor activity. Gene Ontology annotation, cellular component: nucleus. NCBI's taxonomy places the organism in Eukaryota, Viridiplantae, Streptophyta, Magnoliopsida, Solanales, Solanaceae.
AAGAUAGAGAAAUUUCACAAUUACUUUCCUCAUAACAAAUUCUAAAUACUAGAGUUACCUGAUCUGGUAUACGAGGAAUUGAAACAGAAUUGGAGAAGUUACUAUUAUCCAACUGUCAGAUGUAGUAGUAGUUGAUAUGGACGUACCAUUGAUGAUGAUGAAAAAGAGGAAGAUAUGUGAUACUUAUACACCGGGAAAUGUAGUUUCUCCGGUGGCGAGUUCUGAGAAUUAUGAAUCGGACGGGAGUUCAAUGUCUUGUUGUUCAAGGAACGGAUCAAGCAACUCGAAAUCACUAGAUCUGGAUGCCAACGGUGGGGAAGUUGCAGACAAAGAGAAGAAGACGAUUGAAGAAGAAGAAUCCGAGUCGGAGAAAAUGCCUCCACUAGAAGAAUUCGAUGAAGUAGAAUUGAAUGAAAUGCCUCCACUAGAAGAAUUCGGUGAAGUAGAAUUGAACGAAAUAAUUCCGACUACAGAAGAAAUUGAAGAGUUUUUUACAAGAUGCGAACUAAGGACAUGUAAACGCCUUCGAGAAAAACGACUUCGAGAAAAGUACAACUUCGACUUUGAGAAAGAGGAACCAUUGGAAGGUCGUUUCGAGUGGGUCAAAAUAUGAAAAAUGAAAUUCUAAAAGAUGAAGGUCGAGGAUUUCUUAUUAAUAAUUGGUAGCACUAGCUAGGCUAGCUAGACUGCUUAGAAUAACUUAAUUAUCUAAUUUAAUUUAAUCUAUGGCAGUACAUUAAUUGAUUAGUUCUAGUAAGUUUUAGGUGGUCAUUGUUUUCCUUUUCUUUUAAGAUAAGAUAUGAUCUAAUGCACUUACAUUCUUCUUUAAUAAAGAGUACAUAUUUCCUCUA